CCCCGCUGCGCUGCCGGCCUCGCGCUCCCGCGGGCGCCCGCACCCCCUCUCCCUACCUGGGCGGGGAGCGGCGUCGCCCGGCCUCCUCCCCAGCUCGCUCGCAACUCCUGCUGGGCCGCGGCUACGCCGCCGCCGCCGCCGCGGGAGUAAAGGUCGCGCGCGCCGAGAUCCAGCCGGCUGCGGCGUCUUCAGGAAGCUCGCGGGGCAGAGUGUGGGCAAAAGGGGAAAAGACCGAGCGAAACUCUCGGCCCGUCCAGGAAGAUGGCGCCAGGCAGGCGGGCCGUGGACUGAGAGCCGCCGGGGCAGCGAGGAGCCGGGACACGCUGUCCCGCCCACCCGGACACCAGCGAGGGACACCGGGCCGGCGCGGCGUCCCGGGCUCCGGCCCGGCUCGCGCCGUCAUGUCGGUCAGCGAGCUCUACAGCCAGUACACGAGGGUCUGGAUCCCCGAUCCAGAUGAAGUAUGGCGCUCAGCUGAACUAACCAAGAACUACAAAGAAGGAGAGAAGAGCCUCCAGCUCAAACUGGAAGAUGAGACGAUUCGGGAAUACCCAGUGGAUGUGCAAAGCAACCAGCUGCCCUUCCUGCGGAAUCCAGACAUCUUGGUGGGAGAAAAUGACCUCACUGCCCUCAGCUACCUUCACGAGCCUGCAGUUUUGCAUAACCUGAAGGUCCGUUUUCUGGAGUCCAACCAUAUCUAUACUUACUGUGGAAUUGUGCUUGUUGCCAUUAACCCCUAUGAACAGCUGCCAAUCUACGGACAAGAUGUCAUCUAUGCCUACAGUGGCCAAAACAUGGGCGACAUGGACCCUCACAUCUUUGCUGUGGCAGAAGAAGCGUAUAAGCAGAUGGCCAGAGAUGAAAAGAACCAGUCCAUCAUCGUCAGCGGGGAGUCCGGAGCUGGGAAGACAGUGUCAGCCAAGUAUGCCAUGCGUUAUUUUGCCACAGUCGGUGGCUCAGCCAGCGAGACCAAUAUUGAAGAGAAGGUCCUGGCAUCUAGUCCCAUCAUGGAGGCCAUUGGGAAUGCCAAAACCACCCGCAAUGACAACAGCAGUCGCUUUGGGAAGUACAUUCAGAUCGGCUUCGACAAAAGGUACCACAUCAUCGGGGCCAACAUGAGGACCUACCUGCUGGAGAAGUCCAGGGUGGUCUUUCAGGCAGAUGAUGAGAGAAAUUACCACAUUUUUUACCAGCUCUGUGCAGUUGCCAAUCUCCCGGAAUUUAAAGAGCUGGCACUAACUUGUGCAGAGGACUUUUUCUACACGUCACAAGGAGGAGACACAUGGAUCGAGGGUGUAGAUGAUGCAGAGGACUUUGAGAAGACUCGACAAGCCUUCACACUCCUUGGAGUGCGAGAGUCCCAUCAGAUAAGCAUUUUUAAGAUAAUUGCUUCCAUCUUACACCUUGGAAGCGUGGAGAUUCAGGCUGAGCGGGAUGGAGACUCCUGCAGCAUAUCACCCGAGGAUGCACACCUGAACAACUUCUGCCGCCUGCUAGGGGUAGAGCACAGUCAGAUGGAGCACUGGCUGUGCCAUCGCAAGCUGGUCACCACCUCGGAGACCUAUGUCAAGACCAUGUCCGUGCAGCAGGUGGUCAACGCGCGCAAUGCCCUGGCCAAGCACAUCUACGCCCAGCUUUUCGGCUGGAUUGUUGAGCACAUCAACAAGGCCCUGCAUACCACCCUGAAGCAGCACUCCUUCAUUGGGGUCCUGGACAUCUAUGGGUUUGAGACCUUUGAGGUAAACAGCUUUGAGCAGUUUUGUAUCAACUAUGCCAAUGAAAAGCUCCAGCAGCAGUUCAACUCGCAUGUGUUCAAGUUGGAGCAAGAAGAAUACAUGAAGGAGCAGAUCCCUUGGACCUUGAUUGAUUUUUAUGAUAAUCAACCUUGUAUUGACCUCAUAGAAGCUAAGCUGGGUAUCCUGGAUCUGCUGGAUGAAGAAUGCAAGGUGCCAAAAGGAACAGACCAGAACUGGGCUCAGAAGCUCUAUGACCGGCAUUCCAGCAGCCAGCACUUCCAGAAACCCCGCAUGUCCAAUACAUCCUUCAUCGUCGUCCACUUUGCAGAUAAGGUGGAGUACCUUUCAGAUGGUUUUCUGGAGAAAAACCGGGACACAGUAUAUGAGGAGCAGAUCAACAUCCUGAAGGCUAGCAAGUUCCCACUAGUGGCUGACUUGUUUCGGGAUGAUAAAGACCCUGCCCCUGCCUCCGCGACCUCUGGGAAGGGAUCAUCUUCAAAGAUCAACAUUCGCUCUGCCAGGACCCCCAUGAAGGCCUCCAACAAGGAGCACAAGAAAUCUGUGGGCCACCAGUUCCGUACCUCCUUGCAUCUGCUCAUGGAGACCCUGAAUGCCACCACACCGCACUACGUCCGCUGCAUCAAGCCCAAUGAUGAGAAGCUCCCCUUCCACUUUGAUCCAAAGAGAGCUGUGCAGCAGCUCAGAGCGUGUGGGGUACUGGAGACGAUUCGUAUCAGCGCGGCAGGCUAUCCGUCCAGGUGGACCUACCAUGACUUCUUCAACCGGUAUCGGGUGCUGGUCAAGAAGAAAGAGCUUGCCAACACAGACAAGAAGGCCAUUUGCAAGUCUGUCCUGGAAAGCCUCAUCAAGGAUCCAGACAAGUUCCAGUUUGGACGCACCAAGAUCUUCUUCCGGGCGGGCCAGGUGGCCUACUUGGAGAAGCUGCGGGCCGACAAGUUCCGGGCAGCCACCAUCACGAUCCAGAAGACGGUCCGGGGCUGGCUGCAGAGGGUGAAGUACCACAGGCUGAAGGGGGCUACCUUAACCCUGCAGAGGUACUGCCGAGGAUUCCUGGCCCGCAGGCUGGCUGAACACCUGCGGAGGACCCGGGCUGCCAUAGUGUUCCAGAAGCAGUACCGCUUGCAGAGGGCCCGCCAGGCCUACCAGAGGGUCCGCAGGGCUGUUAUUGUCAUCCAGGCCUUUGCUCGGGCCAUGUUCGUGCGCAGAACCUACCACCAGGUCCUCAUCCAGCACAGGGCCACCAUCAUCCAGAAAUACAUCCGGGGCUGGAUGGCGCGCAGGCGUUUCCAGCAGCAGCGGGACGCAGCCAUCGUCAUCCAGUGCGCCUUCCGCAGGCUCAAAGCCAAGCAGGAGCUAAAGGCCCUCAAGAUUGAGGCCCGCUCCGCAGAGCACCUGAAACGCCUCAAUGUGGGCAUGGAGAACAAGGUGGUCCAGCUGCAGCGGAAGAUCGAUGACCAGAACAAAGAGUUCAAGACGCUGUCGGAGCAGCUGUCUGCCAUCACCUCCACACACACCAUGGAGGUGGAGAGGCUGAAGAGAGAGCUGGCGCAUUACCAGCAGAGCCAGGAGGCCGACACCAGCCUGCAACUUCAGGAGGAAGUGCAGAGCCUGCGCACCGAGCUGCAGAAGGCCCACUCCGAGCGCAGGGUCCUGGAGGACACCCACGGCCGGGAGAAGGACGAGCUGAGAAAGCGUGUGGCAGACCUGGAGCGAGAAAAUGCUCUGUUGAAAGAUGAGAAGGAACAGCUUAACAGCCAAAUCCUGAGCCAGGGCAAAGAUGAAUGUGCUCAGAGCUCUGUGGAGGAGAAUCUCCUGAUGAAGAAGGAGCUGGAGGAGGAACGGUCCCGGUACCAGAACCUCGUGAAGGAAUACUCCCGCUUGGAGCAGAGAUAUGACAACCUGAGGGACGAGGUGACCAUCCUAAAGCAAACUCCAGGCCACAGGCGGAACCCAUCCAACCAAAGUAGCUUAGAGUCGGACUCCAAUUAUCCUUCCAUCUCCACCUCUGAGAUCGGAGACACUGAGGAUGCCCUCCAACAGGUAGAGGAAAUCGGGGUGGAAAAAGCAGCCAUGGACAUGACCGUCUUCUUGAAGUUACAGAAGAGAGUGCGAGAGCUGGAGCAGGAGAAGAAGAAGCUGCAGGUGCAGCUGGAGAAGAAGGAACAGCAGGACAGCAAGAAGGUGCAGAUCGAACAACCAAAGAAUGACAUCAAUUUGGAUCAGGAUGCAGAUCUGGCCUAUAAUAGUCUGAAGAGGCAAGAGCUGGAGUCAGAGAACAAGAAGCUGAAGAAUGACCUGAAUGAGCUGAGGAAAGCUGUAGUUGACCAAGCCACACAGAACAACUCCACCCACAGCUCUCCAGAUAGCUACAAUCUCCUGCUGAACCAGCUCAAACUGACCAAUGAGGAGCUGGAGGUCCGCAAGGAGGAGGUGCUCAUCCUCAGAACACAGAUCAUGAGUGCUGACCAGCGCAGACUUGCCGGCAAGAACACGGAGCCAAACAUUAAUGCCAGAACAAGUUGGCCUAACAGCGAGAAGCAUGUAGACCAGGAAGAUGCCAUCGAGGCCUACCAUGGGGUCUGCCAGACAAACAGGUUGCUGGAGGCCCAGCUGCAGGCUCAGAGCCUGGAGCAUGAGGAAGAGGUGGAGAGUCUCAAGGCCCAGGUGGAGGCCCUGAAGGAAGAGAUGGACAAACAACAGCAGACCUUUUGCCAGACAUUGCUGCUCUCCCCAGAGGCCCAAGUGGAAUUCGGUGUCCAGCAGGAGAUAUCCCGGCUGACCAACGAGAACCUGGACCUUAAAGAGCUGGUAGAAAAGCUGGAAAAGAAUGAGCGGAAGCUGAAGAAACAACUGAAGAUCUACAUGAAGAAAGUCCAGGACCUAGAAGCCACCCAGGCAUUGGCUCAGAGUGACAGAGGGCACCAGGAGCUCACCAGGCAAGUCACAGUCCAGCGGAAAGAGAAGGACUUCCAGGGCAUGCUGGAGUACCACAAGGAGGACGAGGCACUCCUCAUCCGGAACCUGGUGACAGACCUGAAGCCCCAGAUGCUCUCGGGCACGGUGCCCAGCCUCCCCGCAUACAUCCUCUAUAUGUGCAUCAGGCAUGCGGAUCACACCAGCGACGACCUUAAGGUGCACUCCCUACUCACCUCCACCAUCAACGGCAUUAAGAAAGUCCUGAAGAAGCACAAUGAUGACUUUGAGAUGACAUCGUUCUGGCUAUCCAACACCUGCCGCCUCCUUCACUGCUUAAAGCAGUACAGUGGGGAUGAGGGCUUCAUGACCCAGAACACUGCGAAGCAGAACGAGCACUGCCUCAAGAACUUUGACCUCACUGAAUACCGACAGGUGCUGAGUGACCUUUCCAUUCAAAUCUACCAGCAGCUCAUUAAAAUUGCAGAGAGCUUGUUGCAGCCUAUGAUAGUGUCUGCCAUGUUGGAAAAUGAGAGCAUUCAGGGCCUGUCUGGUAUGAAGCCAAUGGGCUACCGGAAGCGCUCCUCCAGCAUGGAGGGCGGGGAGAACUCAUACUGCCUAGAGGCCAUCAUCCGCCAAAUGAAUUCCUUCCAUACGGUCAUGUGUGACCAGGGCCUGGACCCCGAGAUCAUCCUGCAGGUGUUCAAGCAACUCUUCUACAUGAUCAACGCGGUGACUCUGAACAACCUCCUGCUGCGGAAGGAUGUCUGCUCUUGGAGCACAGGCAUGCAGCUCAGGUAUAACAUAAGCCAACUUGAGGAAUGGCUUCGGGGAAGAAACCUUCACCAGAGCGGGGCAGUCCAAACUCUGGAACCUUUGAUCCAGGCAGCCCAACUUCUGCAGCUGAAGAAGAAAACCCAGGAGGACGCAGAGGCCAUCUGCUCUCUGUGUAACUCACUCAGCACUCAGCAGAUUGUCAAAAUUUUAAACCUUUAUACUCCCUUGAAUGAAUUUGAAGAACGGGUCACAGUGUCCUUUAUCCGAACAAUCCAGGCACAACUACAGGAGCGAAAUGACCCUCAGCAACUGCUGCUAGACUCCAAACACAUGUUUCCAGUCUUGUUCCCGUUUAAUCCGUCUUCUCUGACCAUGGACUCAAUCCACAUCCCAGCGUGUCUCAACCUGGAGUUCCUCAGUGAAGUGUGA
Messenger RNA from Perognathus longimembris pacificus (Pacific pocket mouse), 5876 nucleotides. It is a transcript of the gene Myo5b, whose product is annotated as myosin VB. Gene Ontology annotation, molecular function: microfilament motor activity; actin filament binding; ATP binding. The record is from RefSeq and is a predicted model, not a curated record. Gene Ontology annotation, cellular component: cytoplasm; actin cytoskeleton; myosin complex. The coding region runs from base 402 to 5876 and encodes 1824 amino acids. Gene Ontology annotation, biological process: vesicle transport along actin filament; actin filament organization. The transcript is spliced from 39 exons. NCBI's taxonomy places the organism in Eukaryota, Metazoa, Chordata, Mammalia, Rodentia, Heteromyidae.